CGCUGUGCGGUCGGUGUGGGAGGCGUCGGCCUCGAGCGCAAGCAAACACCUCACGGGCCCUCCUCUCUCCUUCUCCCAGUCAGCCCAUUCGCUUGCGAGGGCUUUUUUGAUUGGCUUUCCUAUAAGAUCUCAUCUCUCUCGAAUCCAAGCGUGAGAUCGGUCAUGUCGAGUUCCACCGUCUCUUCAGGAAAUCCAUGGGUUCCACGUUUGGCUUCUCCGCCGGCGCCAAGGAAGAGUUAUCUUCGGGCCCCGAAAAAACUAUCGAGCGGGUCGUGGCCGGUUGGGAGACGGAUCGCUUGCGCAUGCAGCGCCCCUCCGCGGAAUUGGGGCGACGGACGUUCUGCUUUUGAAAGCCAUACUUCACCCUUGUCCAAGGGUUGGGAAGCGGGAACAGAGUUUAAGGAAGAACCUAAAGUCCUUAUCGAGUGUAGAAAUGUCCAUAAAUCUUUUGGGGACAAACAAAUACUGAAAGGAGUUAGCUUCAAGAUUAGGCAUGGGGAAGCUGUUGGAAUAAUCGGGCCUUCAGGAACUGGCAAAUCAACCAUUCUGAAGGUCAUGGCUGGGCUUUUAUCACCAGACAAGGGUGAAGUUCUUAUAUGUGGUAGACAGAGACAUGGAUUGGUCAGUGAUGGAGAGAUAUCAGGUCUUCGGAUCGGCCUGGUGUUCCAGAGUGCAGCGCUUUUCGAUUCUCUUUCAGUGCGAGAAAAUGUUGGUUUUCUAUUGUAUGAAAAUUCAAAAAUGUCAGCAGACCAGAUUUCACAACUUGUGACAAGGAACUUAGAAGCUGUUGGUUUGAAGGGAGUAGAAGACCGUAUGCCUUCUGAACUCUCCGGAGGCAUGAAAAAGCGUGUGGCAUUGGCUCGAUCCAUUAUUUUUGAUGACACAAAGGAGGUGAUAGAACCAGAGGUGCUUUUGUACGAUGAACCUACGGCAGGACUUGAUCCAAUUGCAUCCACCGUCGUUGAAGAUCUAAUACGGUCUGUGCAUAGCAUGGGACAAGAUGCUCUUGGACAGACAGGAAAGAUAGCAUCUUAUGUUGUUGUAACGCAUCAGCACAGCACCAUAAGAAGGGCUGUUGAUAGGUUAUUAUUUCUCUACGAUGGAAGAAUUGUAUGGGAAGGAAAGACUGAUGAAUUCAAUACAUCGAUGAACCCUACCGUUAGACAGUUUGCAUCAGGUAGCUUGGAUGGUCCAAUCAAAUACUAAUGUAGAUUUAACUCCUCAUCGGUGACGGUAUUUUUGUCUUGGCGCAGCAAUUUGUCUUUUCAGCAAGCAUGAUUUUUGUAUUUUGAUGGCUUCGACCUAGUUGAUGUGCAUUACUAUUGAUACAUUGUCGCAUCCAACAAUAAUAUAUAUAUAU
This is a messenger RNA of Musa acuminata subsp. malaccensis (wild Malaysian banana), 1360 nucleotides long. RefSeq names its product protein TRIGALACTOSYLDIACYLGLYCEROL 3, chloroplastic. Lineage: Eukaryota; Viridiplantae; Streptophyta; Magnoliopsida; Zingiberales; Musaceae. The record is from RefSeq and is a predicted model, not a curated record. Gene Ontology annotation, molecular function: ATP binding; ATP hydrolysis activity.